AUGGGAGUUCCCGGACUUCUGAAGUUCUUCGCCUCCAAGAUGGAGCCUGUUCAUAUCGACGCCUAUCGCGGCAAGCGAGUAGGCAUCGACAUCAGUGGGUGGUUGUACAAAGGAUGUUGUGGUUGGUCAGCCCUUGACAUCUUCCUGCGUGGCAGCGAAUCCGACAUAUUCAUGGAGCACGCUCUGUCGAAGCUGGAACUGCUGCUGACAAGAGGUAUUGUGCCUGUCGUUGUCUUCGAUGGCCCCAUCUCGCCGAUCAUGAAGGAGGGUGUACGACGCGAGCGCCGUGACAAGAAAGAAAUCGCUCAGGCAACGGCCGCGUGCCUUCUGGACGACAACCAGCCUGGGCUGGCCGCCGAGGCACUCCAGGCUGGCCUUUACGUGUCCUUCGCAAUGCGAACACGCAUGGCGAGGUUGCUCGCCGAAAUUGGAGUCGAACACGUGAUUGCCCCCUAUGAGGCAGACGCCCAGCUGGCGUUCCUCGCGCGCACCGGACAGAUUGAUGCUGUACUAACGGAGGACAGCGACAUCGUGGCUCUCGGCGUCAAAGACGUGCUGCUCAAGUUCGGCAGGAAUGGCGAAAGGUGUGGUCAGCGCAUUCGGUUCGAGGAUCUCGGGGUGACUUUGGACGAACUCCAGGUUGCUGCCCACCUCAGUGGCAGUGAUUAUCUCCCAAAGUCAUCAGUGCACCACAUACGCGGCAUGGGCUUCGUCAGGGCCAUGAAACUGGUUCGAGCAGCACCAAACCUGGAGCAUCUGCUCCAAGCACUGGAAGGGAGCAUCAAGUACACCCUUCAUCCAGCCUUUCGCCAGCAACUCCUGAACUCGCUGUAUGCAUUUCGAUGUCAGGCUGUCCUCAACAACGGCAACCUCGAAGAGCAGACGGGCCGGUGGUCCGACUUUGUGGGUGAGGUGGCGCCCUCGCAGGACCUGUGGCCUGAACGUGCCGCGGCGCAGGCACAAUGUGCGUCUGCAGCGCAGCCAGUUGACGACACCCCCUCCGCGCACGUUGCAACACGCUUGAAGAUCUUGCACUCGCUUGUCAAAGCUGGUGUUGCUGGCCCGGCACAGCACCCAUUUCCACAGCCCUUGCCACCCACCGCAGAGCAGGUUCAGGUGACAGCUGCCGUCAUUUCGUACGUGAAGGAGCACCCCUGGAUGUCAUCGGAACUUACUCUUCGAGCCGUUCUCAAUAUUGUGGACGACUGGCAGGUCACCCUGUCGUACUACGGAGACUUCCUUCGGGUCGCUGCGCACCUGCUCCGAACACCCGCCGACCAGAGACUGCAAGCGCUCCUGAGGGCCGAGGACUUUAAAGUCGGCAUUACAAAUCUCACCAAGAACAGGAGGAGCCACUACACACAAAAACAAAUGGCGUUCGUCCCAAUCCUGCAGGUGCAGUGCGACCGAAAGGUCGCACAAGUCCUGGAGGCGCUUGUAACGACGUUGAGCUUCGAUGGAACGAGCAGCCUCUACGACGCAACCAACGGCCUGUCUGUCUGUUUUGGCGACUUUGGGGCCUCUCAUAUCUGGGACUUCGCAGUGGCAGGCAAGUCCUGGAACCAUGCGGUGCUCGGAGAGGAGAAGGUGCGCAGCGUGAUGGCCACCGCACGUGCCGCAAUCACACCAGAGCAGCGGCACAGCUACAGCAAAAAGGGCGGGAUGGUCACGAAGACACGACGCGAGGAGAAGAGGCAAGAAGAGGCAAGAAGGCGCGGUGUGAGUGUCCAGCAGCUGCUUGAGAUGAAGGAAGAGGAGAGAAAGGCACGGAGAAGAGUUGUGGCAGAAGAAUACAGGUUAAGGAAGAAACAGCAGCCUGGAAUUUACCCUCUCCCUCGAGCACAUUGCAAAGUGUGCCAGAGAGACUUCAAGAAUGUCACCUACUUCGAACAGCACCGUCGCGGCAAGCAGCAUCGAUUGCGCGUCCAGGAGCAGCAGCGGCGGCAGCAACAGCAACAGCAACAGCAACAGCAACAGCAACAGCAACAGCAACAAGAAGAGCUUGAUCAAGACCAGCAACAAGAGGAGCAACCACAGCAGCCACAGUGCCACCAACAGCAGCAGCAGCAACAGCAACAACAACAAGAAGACCCUGAACAAAACCAGCAACGACAAGACCAGCAACAGCAACAGCAACAGCAUCCCGAGGAAGGCCGUGUGCUGCUCGACGCUGACAUGGCACAUGCAUUUUUCUCGGGGAGCGUGUCUGCAGGAGGGACCUCCGUGCGCGGCCCGGAUACAUUGGCGACUCAGGCCGCCACUCGGGCUUCCUUCACCCGUAACACAGCGGCCAAUGGCACAGGAACGACUGCCAUUGAUUGUCACGCGGUCUGUGAAGGGACACCGGCCGAUGUUGCAGUGCACCUCAGCGCUCCACGCGCGACUGGCCCUACUCAUGCGUCGCCUGAGCUGUCGCUUGUGCAACACCCACCCCGACACAUGACCGCAGCCAAGCAGCUCACGAUGCCCUCAUCAUUUGCACCACAGCAACAACAACGGCCUUUCAAACAGCUCAAGCAACAACUCAAACGUCAACAGCGGCGGCAAGGACAGCGCAAACGACAACUCAAGCGGCUGCAGCAGCACCAGCAGCUUCCGCAGCAGCGGCGGCUACUGCAGCAAAUUCGACGACACCGACUCGUGCUCAAGCAGCGACAACUUCUGCUUCAACAGCUUCGACAAGAACCCGCACGACAGCCACAACGGCGACGACUUGCGCAGGACUUCGCCAGCGUGCAGGCUGGGACACACAAGGGAAGCUCAGAUUCGCAUAGCCACCCUGACGAGGAAGCAGAAGCCAAUGACCACGGGGAAAGCACGCAGUUGCCGUCCAAGAGGGCCAAAACCGUCGCUCCUUUGGACGGAGCCACGCCACAGACUCCAAGCACACCAUCCCUGCUAGCACGGCGCCCCUGA
Molecule: messenger RNA, 2916 nt
Organism: Salpingoeca rosetta
Lineage: Eukaryota; Choanoflagellata; Craspedida; Salpingoecidae
Exons: 11
Coding region: 1-2916 (971 amino acids)
Molecular function (GO): nucleic acid binding; 5'-flap endonuclease activity; zinc ion binding
Source: RefSeq, a predicted model, not a curated record